AUGGAUAGGAGAAAUGACUAUGGUUACAGGAUGCCCACGUUCCAGGGCCCUCUGCCUCCCCCUGGGAGCCUGGGGCUUCCCUUUCCUCCAGAUGUACAGACGGAGACCACAGAAGAGGACAGUGUCUUGCUGAUGCAUACCUUGUUGGCGGCAACCAAGGACCCCCUGGCUAUGGACCCACCAGUUGCCAACCGGCCAAAGAAAAGCAAGACCAAGAAGACUCCUGUUAAAGUUGUUACUAAGGUCACACCUGCUGCCCCUCCAGUCCCAUCUGCCAAUGAGAUUGCCACCCACAAACCCAAAAUAACUUUGCAGGCUUUAAACCUGCCAAUCAUCACCCAAAUCAGCCAGGCUUCUGUUACCACUGAGGCAGCCGCUAUUCAGGCUCCUUUAGUCACUGCUCAGCCCAAAAAAGCCAAUAAGACAAAGAGAGUUACUGCCAAGGCAGCCCAGAGUUCUCAAUCCUCAGUUGGCGGUGAGGGUGUCCCUACACAACUUAAGUCACCCUUGCAGGCCCUAAACCUACCAGUUAUGUCACAUACUUCCCAGGCUCCAGGAGACCACGAGGCAGCCAGGGGAGCCAGUGAGGCAGCCAGUUCCCUGACCUUGAUAACCUCCAGCAAGCCUAAGAAAGCUUUCAAGGCUAAGAAGGCUGCCGGUAAGGCCAUGGCUAGUGCCAAUGAGAUCUCACAGGCUCUAACUGCCACCCACUCUGCCACAAUCCAAGGGCAAAUUUCCAGUGAGACAACCAAUGCUCAGGGCACAGUAGCCUCCAUCCGAGCCAAGAAAUCCUCCAAGGCCAAGAAGACAACCUGUAAGGCCACAAAUACUGAAGUUGAGCCUGUGGAGGCUCCGCUUAUCACCGAGGCAGCAAGUAGGCAGAUUGAGAGCUCAGCAGCAGCUAUCCGGCCCAAAAAACCCAAAAGCAAGAAGGCUGCCACUAAGGGCUUCAGUUCCGCCUGUGAGAUCUCUGAGGCCUUGCCUACCACUCAUGUGGUCACAAACCAAGCCUUAGCAGCCACCCUUCGAGUCAAGAGAGGGUCUAGGACUCGGAAGGCUGCUGCUAAGGGUCGGCCACUUGAAAGCCAGACUCCAAUUGCUGCCCAAGGGACCCGUGCCAAGAUGGCCACGUCUCAGACCAGCAUGAGUGCUCUUGAGACUCAGGUCGCUGCUGCUGUCCAGGCCCUGGCAGAUGACUAUCUGGCUCACUUGAGUCUGGAGCCGGCAAACAGGACCCGAAGCAAGAGGAACCGAAAGUUCAAACAUCCGAACGGGGAUGAGAGAAGUGGGAGUAAUUUCAGGCGGAUUCCAUGGGGCCGGAGGCCCUCGCCCCCCCGAGAUGUGGCCAUCUUGCAAGAAAGGGCAAAUAAGUUGGUGAAAUACCUGUUGGUUAAGGACCAGACGAAGAUCCCCAUAAAGCGUUCAGACAUGCUGAAGGAUGUCAUCCAAGAAUACAAUGAAUAUUUCCCAGAGAUCAUUGAACGGGCAAGCUACGCUCUGGAGAAGAUGUUUCGCAUUAAUCUGAAGGAAAUUGAUAAGCAAAGUAGCUUGUAUAUUCUUAUCAGCACUCAGGAAUCAUCUGCAGGCAUAUUGGGAACGACCAAGGAUACACCCAAGCUGGGUCUUCUUAUGGUGAUUCUGAGUGUCAUUUUUAUGAAUGGCAACAAGGCCAGUGAGGCUGUCAUCUGGGAGGUGCUGCGCAAGUUGGGGCUGCGCCCUGGGGUGAGACAUUCGCUUUUCGGGGAAGUGAGGAAGCUCAUCACAGAUGAAUUUGUGAAGCAGAAAUACCUGGAGUACAAAAGAGUCCCCAACAGCAGACCACCUGAGUAUGAGUUCUUCUGGGGUUUGCGCUCCUACCAUGAGACCAGCAAGAUGAAAGUCCUCAAGUUUGCGUGUAAGGUGCAGAAGAAAGAUCCCAAGGACUGGGCUGCUCAGUAUCGGGAGGCGGUAGAGAUGGAAGUCCAAGCUGCAGCUGUGGCUGUGGCUGAGGCUGAGGCCAGGGCAGAGGCAAGAGCGCAAAUGGGGAUUGGCGAGGAAGCUGUGGCUGGGCCCUGGAAUUGGGAUGACAUGGAUAUCGACUGCCUAACCAGGGAAGAGUUAGGCGAUGAUGCUCAGGCCUGGAGCAGAUUCUCAUUUGAAAUCGAGGCCAGAUCCCAAGAAAAUGCAGAUGCCAACACCAACAUCGACUUCAGCAGGGGAGCUAGCACCAGGGUUAGUUUCAGCGAUGGUGCUGGUGUUAGCUUCAAUGAUGCACCCAGUCCCAGUGGUGGUUUAAGUGGCGGAUCUGGCAUUACCUUUGGUGGUGCCCCCAGCACCAGUGCCAGCUUCAGCAGUGCAGCCAGCAUUAGCUUUGGCAGCGUACCCAGCACUAGUAGUACUUUUACGGCCAGCAUUAGCUUUGGUGGCGCACCCAGCACUAGUACUAGUUUUAGCAGCACAGCCAGCAUUAGCUUUGGUGGGGUACCCAGCACUAUCACUAGUUUCAGUGGUGGAGCCAGCAUUACUUUUGGUGGUGCACCUUGUACUAGUGCCAGCUGCAGUAGUGGAGCCAACUCUGGCUUUGGAAGCACACUCAGUACCACUGUUGGCUUUGGUGGUGCACUUACCACCAGCACUACCUUCAGCAGCGCACCCACCAUGAGCACGGUCUUUAAUGAGGCUCUUAGCAGCAGCACUGGCUUUGGAGGUACACUCAGCACCAGUGUCUGCUUCGGUGGUUCUCCCAGUUCUGCUGCCAGCUUUGGUGGCACACUCAGUACUAGUAUCUGCUUUGGUGGCUCUCCUAGUACUAGCACUGGCUUUGGUGGUACACUCAGCACCAGUGUCUCCUUCAGUGGCUGUUCCAGCACGAGUGCUGACUUUGGUGGUACACUCAGCACUAGUGUCUGCUUUGGUGGCUCUCCUGGCACCAGUGUGAGCUUCGGUGGUGCACUUAGCAGUGCAGGCUUUGGCGGUGCACUCAACAGCAAUGCCAGCUUUGAUGGUGCACUCAACACGAGUGCCGGUUUUGGUGGUACCAUCAGCACCAAUGCAGGCUUUGGCAAUGCACUCAACCCAAAUACCGGUUUUGGUGGUAUACUCAACAGCACUACUGGCCUUGAUGGCGCACUCAACAUAAAUGCUGGUUUUGGUGGUGCUGUCAGCACCAGUGCCAGCUUUGGUGGCACGCUCAACACCAGUGCUGGCUUUGGCAGUGCACUCAACAACAAUACUGGUUUUGUGGGUGCUGUGAGCACCAGUGCUGGCUUUGGUGGUGCACUCAGCAGUGCUGGCUUUGGCAGUGCACUCAACACAAGUCCUGGUUUUGGUGCUGCCAUCAGUACCAGUGCCAGCUUUGGUGGUGCACUCAAUUCCAAUGCUGGUUUUGGCAGUGCCUUCAGCACCAGUGUUAGCUUCAGUGGCACACCAAGCACCAACCCUGGCUUCGGCGGUGCAUUCAGCACCAGUGCUGGCUUCAGUGGGGCACUUGGCACCACUACUGACUUUGGUGGUACUCCCAGCAACAGUAUUGGCUUUGGUGGUGCUCCCAGCACCAGUGUCAGCUUUGGUGGUGCUCACAGCACCAGCCUCUGUUUUGGUGGCGCUCCCAGCACCAGCGUCUGCUUUGGCAGUGCAUCUAACACCAAUCUAUGCUUUGGUGGCCCUCCUAGCACCAGUGCCUGCUUUAGUGGUGUUACCAGUGCCAGUUUUAAUGAUGGACCCAGCACCAGUGCUGGUUUCAGCUUUGGCAGUGGGCUAAGCACCAGUGCUGGAUUUGGUGGACUGAACACCAGUUCUGGCUUUGGUGGCAGCCUGGGCACCAGUACUGCCUUUAGUGGUGGCUUAGGCACCAGUACUGCCUUCGAUGGCAGCCUAGGCACCAGUGCUGGCUUCAGUGGUGGACUAAGCACCAGUGCUGGCUUCAGUGGCGGACUAAGCACCAGCACUGGCUUCGGUGGCGGACUAGGCACCAGUGCUGGCUUUGGUGGCGGACUGGUCACCAGCGAUGGCUUUGGUGGUGGACUAGGCACCAAUUUUGGUUUUGGCAGCACACUUGGCAGCAGUGCUGGCUUUAGUGGUGGCCUCAGCACCAGCGAUGGCUUUGGCGGUGGGCCUAAUGCCAGCUUCGACAGAGGACUGAGUACCAUCAUUGGCUUUGGCAGUGGUUCCAACACCAGCACUGGCUUUACUGGCGAGCCCAGCACGAGCGCCGGCUUCAAUAGUGGACCCAGUUCUAUUGUUGGCUUCAGCGGUGGACCAGGCACUGGUGCUGGCUUCUGCAGUGGACAAGGCACCAGUGGUUUUGGCGGUGGACCAAGUACCAGAGCUGGCUUCAGCGGACUGAGCACCGGAGCUUGUUUUGGCAGUGGACCAAAUAGUGUUGGCUUCGGCGGUGGACCAAGCCCUGGUGCUGGAUUCGGCGGUGGACCAAGCACCAGCACUGGCUUUGGUGGUGGAGCCACCAGCCUUGGUGCCUGUGGCUUCUCCUAUGGCUAGUGAGGUUUCAGGUUUAUUCCCCAUGUUUUCAGAAACCGCUAAUGAACUAUAGCAGAACUUCCCAAGGAGCUAAGUAACAGCUUUGAAAUUUUUGUCCACACAGCAAUCUAAACAGCUGCUACCAAUCGGCUGAGGGUGACACGCUAUGAAAAAUCUGUUUGCUGUUCCUGCUUUACUGUUCGCUUUCUGUGUGCUGUCAUAUUUUGGUAUCCAAGUGACAUUAAAUUUGCAAAAUGAAA
Molecule: messenger RNA, 4715 nt
Organism: Ochotona curzoniae (black-lipped pika)
Lineage: Eukaryota; Metazoa; Chordata; Mammalia; Lagomorpha; Ochotonidae
Gene: TRO
Product: trophinin
Exons: 13
Coding region: 1-4476 (1491 amino acids)
Biological process (GO): negative regulation of transcription by RNA polymerase II
Cellular component (GO): nucleus
Source: RefSeq, a predicted model, not a curated record